AUGUGUAUCCCACCAACAUGGCGGAGCGCCCUUGCUGGGAUUAGUCUUGCUUGGGUAGUGGCCCAAGCACAUACUCCGUCUUCUUCCACAACCUCCUCGGCUCAGUACACUCUCCCCGCAUCAGUGAAUGAAGCUCCUGGAGUGAUCCCCAACAUCAAAGACCCUCAAGCAGUGAACGCCCAAACAAUCUGCCCUGGAUACAUUGCUUCGAAUGUCCAUAAAACCGAUUCUGGAUUUACUGCUUCUCUUGCCCUUGCAGGGGAGGCAUGCAAUGUCUAUGGUACCGACAUUGGGGCUUUGAACCUCACUAUUGAGUAUCAGACAACGGAUCGCUUACACGUUGCAAUUUUUCCCACAUACAUCAGUGCGGCAAAUGAAACCCAAUACUUCAUACCUUCCAGCGUAGCGGCAAAACCCGAGGUAGAAGAGUCGAAUGUGGCCUCGGACUUGGAGUUCUCCUGGUCCAAUAAUCCAACCUUUGCAUUUGAAGUGACAAGAAAAUCCACAAAAGAUGUCCUUUUCUCUACCAAGGGAAAGAAAUUGGUCUUUGAAAACCAAUUCGUUGAAUUUGCAAGUGCUCUCCCUGAAGACUACAAUCUAUAUGGGCUGGGCGAGUCUAUACACGCCUUCAGACUGGGGAAUAACUACACCAAAACCUACUAUGCGGCAGAUGAUGGCGCCACAGUUGACGUCAAUAUCUAUGGCACACAUCCCUUCUAUUUAGAGACACGUUACUUUACCGAGGGCGAUGAUGGAAAUAUCACCUUGGUCACAGCCAACGAAACCAUGCCUGAUGGUAACUAUACAUCGCAGUCUCACGGUGUUUACUCUCGGAAUGCGCAUGGACAGGAUAUCUUGCUGCAAUCAGAUGGUAUAACAUAUCGGGCCAUCGGUGGUAGCAUUGAUCUUUACUUCUUUGCCGGUCCAACUCAGCCCAAAGUUACAACGUCAUACUUGAAAGCUGUCGGUCUGCCUGCCAUGCAGCAAUACUGGACGUUUGGUUUCCACCAGUGUCGAUGGGGUUACAAGAGCUGGCAAGAGCUUGAGGAUGUCGUUGGCAAUUACACCCAGUUUGAAAUACCAUUGGAAACUAUUUGGACUGAUAUUGAUUGGAUGCUUCGUUACCGUGACUUUGAAAACAACCCUGUUGGGUUUGGAGAUUCUCCAGGCCAGAAAUUCCUUCGGCAUCUUCAUGACGGCGGUAGACACUAUGUUCCUAUCUUUGAUUCGGCUAUCUAUGUUCCCAAUCCGUCUGACUCAAGUGAUGCUUAUCCUGUAUUUGAGAGAGGAAAUGACACAGGAUCUUUCCUGAAGAACCCGGACGGCAGCCUAUAUAUUGGUGACGUCUGGCCUGGAUUCACUGUCUUCCCAGACUGGUUGUCUGAGAGUGCCGUACCAUGGUGGACUGAUGAAAUGGUCAGAUACCACAGCAUUACCGCAUUUGAUGGCGCCUGGAUUGAUAUGAGUGAAAUUUCAUCUUUCUGCGUUGGCAGCUGCGGCAGUGGCCACCUCGACCAAAAUCCGGUGCAUCCUCCCUUCGCUCUCCCGGGAGAACCUUCUAACCUAGUGCUCAACUUUCCCGAGGGAUUUAAUAAGACCAAUGCGACGGAAGCGGCCUCUGCAUCAUCCGUGCUCGCCUCAUUCUCCAGUGCCUAUCCAGCCUCAACCUCCACUGACACUUCCAUAAUUCGAAGCACUCCUACACCUGGCAUUCGUGAUGUCAACUAUCCUCCGUAUGCAAUCAACAACGUCCAAGGCGCGUUAGGUGUAUCCGCCAUCUCGCCUAACGCAACUCACGCAGACGGCACCCAGGAAUAUGAAAUGCACAAUCUUUGGGGCCAUGGAAUACUCAAAGCAACGCAUGCCGCUCUCUCUGCCGUCUUUCCGGGUCUCCGGCCUUUUAUUAUCGGUCGCUCGACAUUCUCUGGCUCGGGAGCCUUUGCUGGUCAUUGGGGCGGUGAUAACUGGUCUAAUUGGCCCAGUAUGAUCUUCUCUAUCCCACAGGCUCUUGAAAUGUCCCUUCUGGGAAUUCCUAUGUUUGGAGUUGAUACGUGUGGCUUUGCGGAUAAUACUGAUAUGGAGCUGUGUAAUCGCUGGAUGCAACUCAGCGCGUUCUUCCCAUUUUACAGAAACCACAAUACGCUUAGUGCCAUUAGCCAGGAAGCUUAUCGAUGGGACUCAGUGAUUGAUGCAAGCAAGACAGCUAUGGCUAUACGAUUCCAGCUCCUGCCAUAUCUAUACACGCUCUUCUAUCACGCACACACAGAAGGACAAACUGUUAUGAGAGCACUUGCUUGGGAAUUCCCCAAUGACCCGUCCCUGGCCAGUGCCGAUCGACAAUUUCUACUAGGUCCCUCAAUUCUUGUUAUCCCCGUCCUCGAACCUAAUACAAGAUCUGUCGAGGGAGUAUUUCCCGGUCUUACCCAGGGCCAGGAAACAUGGUAUGAUUGGUACAACAAUACUGCUGUAUCAGUCCCAUCCCAAGCCAAUACAACCAUCGAUGCUCCUCUUGGCCAUAUCCCAGUCUAUGUCCGUGGUGGAUCUGUCCUUCUCCUUCAGCAGCGUGCUCUUACUACUCGAGAUGCACGAAAAACUCCCUGGGACAUCUUAGUGGCUCUCGAUAAGGAUGGAAAUGGAAAUGGAAACUUAUACCUCGACGACGGCAUAAGCAUUCAGCCAAAUGCUACUUUGACUGCAAAUUUGACUGUUCAUAAUAGAAGGUUAGACGCCGUAAUUGACCAUGGUGGAUGGGUUGAUGGCAAUAUUCUAAGAAACGUUACUAUUUGGGGCAUUGAGAACGCGGACAACGAAGUCAAGUUCAACGGUCGCCUUCUACCCCAAAGAAACGUCCACUUUGAUAAAACCAAGCAGACAUUGGUCGUUUCUGGAUUCAAUAUCUCCGCCUGGACUGAAGAUCGGUGGACCCUGGAGUGGUAG
This is a messenger RNA of Penicillium angulare, 2937 nucleotides long. RefSeq names its product glycoside hydrolase family 31 protein. The record is from RefSeq and is a predicted model, not a curated record. The transcript is spliced from 4 exons. Gene Ontology annotation, molecular function: carbohydrate binding; hydrolase activity, hydrolyzing O-glycosyl compounds. The coding region runs from base 1 to 2937 and encodes 978 amino acids. NCBI's taxonomy places the organism in Eukaryota, Fungi, Ascomycota, Eurotiomycetes, Eurotiales, Aspergillaceae. Gene Ontology annotation, biological process: carbohydrate metabolic process.